This is a messenger RNA of Pseudonaja textilis, 11066 nucleotides long. Lineage: Eukaryota; Metazoa; Chordata; Lepidosauria; Squamata; Elapidae. The record is from RefSeq and is a predicted model, not a curated record.
GAAGAAGGAGGGGUAAAAGGGGCUGCUGAGGGAGCCGGGCCACUCCUCCGCGGGCUCCGCAGCGCAGGCGCCCUGGCAGCUACCGCAGGCAGGGGGCGGCAACAUGGCGGAGUGAGCGGCGGCAGCGGCGGCGGUGCUGGCUCCACAACAACAGCGGGGGCUGCGGAGCGGCUCUCUGCCCCCCCCGUCGCCCUCGCCGGUUUCCUCCCUCGGCCGGCUGGUAAUCCCGCGGAGGCUUUUCCCGCCUCUGCUUGGAGAGGAGCGGGCAAGAAGCUGCUCCGGCUAACGGGGCAGCGGAGCCCAUAAUAAUCUCAUUAUAGAGUCGAGCGGGGGAGCGGCUCCUGGGACGGUCUUUCGGCGAGGCGACGGCGGCUUGGUCCGGUUUAGCGGCCCCCGCCGGCGCUGCUCCUGCCCGUGGUCUUGCAGCUGCGGUGGAAGCGCAGCUUCUCGUUCAGGGAGGAGCGCGGCGGCAGGCAGGGUCAGCAGCAGCAGCAGAGGCUAGAUGGCGAGCGACAAGCCCGUGUCGGGGCCGGAGCCGCAACCGGCGGGUCUCAUCCCUGUCGGGGCCAGCAGCACCGGCGGAGCUUCAGCCCCACCACCUGCUCUAGCAGCGGUGGCCGGAGGUGGCGGCGGCGGCGGCGGCAGCAGCUCCUCUGCGGCCGUGAUGGGGGAGCUGAGGGCAUCGGGCUCCGGCUCGGUCGUGCUGCCCGCCGGGAUGAUUAAUCCGUCCGUGCCCAUCCGCAACAUCCGCAUGAAAUUUGCCGUGUUGAUCGGACUCAUUCAAGUCGGGGAGGUCAGCAACCGGGACAUCGUGGAGACGGUGUUGAACCUGUUGGUUGGUGGAGAAUUUGAUCUAGAGAUGAACUUUAUAAUCCAAGAUGCAGAAAGUAUAACAUGCAUGUCAGAACUUUUAGAGCACUGUGAUGUAACAUGUCAAGCAGAAAUUUGGAGUAUGUUCACUGCCAUCCUUCGUAAAAGUGUCCGGAAUUUACAGACCAGUACAGAAGUUGGUUUAAUUGAACAAGUGCUAUUGAAGAUGAGUACUGUGGAUGAUAUGAUUGCAGAUCUUCUCGUUGAUAUGUUGGGGGUUCUUGCCAGCUACAGCAUUACUGUUAAGGAAUUGAAGCUUUUGUUCAGCAUGCUUCGUGGUGAAAAUGGAAUCUGGCCUAGACAUGCAGUCAAGCUGUUAUCAGUCCUUAAUCAGAUGCCACAGAGGCAUGGUCCUGAUACUUUUUUCAACUUUCCAGGAUGCAGUGCUGCAGCAAUUGCAUUGCCUCCAAUUGCCAAGUGGCCUUAUCAAAAUGGGUUUACGCUUAAUACUUGGUUUCGCAUGGAUCCAUUAAAUAAUAUUAAUGUAGAUAAAGAUAAACCAUAUCUUUAUUGUUUUCGCACCAGCAAAGGGGUUGGCUAUUCUGCACAUUUUGUUGGUAACUGUUUAAUAGUCACAUCAUUGAAGUCAAAAGGCAAAGGUUUUCAACAUUGUGUGAAGUAUGAUUUUCAGCCUCGUAAGUGGUACAUGAUCAGCAUUGUGCACAUCUACAAUCGCUGGAGAAAUAGUGAAAUUCGUUGUUACGUUAAUGGACAGCUAGUAUCCUAUGGGGACAUGGCUUGGCAUGUGAAUACAAAUGAUAGCUAUGACAAAUGUUUUUUGGGAUCAUCUGAAACUGCUGAUGCAAAUAGGGUUUUCUGUGGUCAACUUGGAGCAGUGUAUGUAUUCACUGAAGCUCUUAAUCCAGCACAGAUUUUUGCUGUACAUCAGUUAGGACCUGGAUACAAGAGUACUUUCAAAUUUAAAUCUGAAAGUGAUAUUCACCUUGCUGAACACCAUAAGCAAGUUCUGUAUGAUGGGAAACUUGCAAGUAGUAUUGCUUUCACCUACAAUGCUAAGGCUACAGAUGCUCAACUAUGCCUUGAAUCUUCACCAAAGGAAAACCCUUCAAUUUUUGUACAUUCUCCCCAUGCGCUUAUGCUUCAGGAUGUGAAAGCGAUUGUGACACAUUCUAUCCACAGUGCAAUUCAUUCAAUAGGAGGAAUCCAAGUUCUUUUUCCUCUUUUUGCUCAAUUAGACAAUAGGCAACUUCAUGACAGUCAAGUGGAAACAACUGUCUGUGCUACACUUUUGGCUUUCUUGGUGGAGCUCCUUAAGAGUUCAGUAGCCAUGCAAGAACAAAUGCUGGGUGGAAAAGGAUUCCUUGUGAUUGGUUAUCUUCUUGAAAAAUCAUCCAGAGUUCAUAUAACGAGAGCUGUACUGGAACAGUUUCUGUCUUUUGCAAAAUACCUUGAUGGGCUCUCUCAUGGAGCACCUCUAUUAAAGCAAUUAUGCGACCAUAUCCUUUUUAAUCCUGCUAUUUGGAUUCAUACUCCUGCAAAGGUUCAGUUAUCACUAUAUACUUACUUGUCUGCUGAAUUCAUUGGUACUGCUACUAUCUACAAUACGAUACGUAGAGUAGGAACAGUAUUACAACUAAUGCACACACUAAAAUAUUACUACUGGGUGGUUAAUCCUGCAGACAGCAGUGGAAUUACUCCAAAAGGUUUGGAAGGUCCUCGUCCAUCCCAGAAGGAAAUCAUAUCUCUGCGCGCAUUCAUGCUUCUAUUUUUGAAGCAGCUUAUUUUGAAGGAUCGGGGAGUAAAAGAAGAUGAACUACAAAGUAUAUUGAAUUAUUUACUAACUAUGCAUGAGGAUGAAAAUAUUCAUGAUGUGCUUCAGUUGCUUGUGGCUUUAAUGUCUGAACAUCCAGCAUCUAUGAUACCUGCCUUUGAUCAAAGAAACGGAAUACGGGUAAUCUAUAAAUUAUUGGCUUCAAAAAGUGAAAGUAUUUGGGUUCAGGCUCUAAAAGUGCUAGGAUACUUUCUCAAACAUCUGGGCCAUAAGCGAAAAGUUGAAAUCAUGCAUACACAUAGUCUGUUUACUCUUCUUGGAGAGAGGUUGAUGUUACAUACCAAUACUUUGACGAUUACAACUUACAACACACUGUAUGAGAUCUUGACUGAACAAGUCUGCACACAAGUUGUUCAUAAACCACAUCCAGAACCAGAUUCUACCGUGAAAAUUCAAAAUCCAAUGAUCCUGAAAGUGGUGGCCACAUUAUUAAAGAAUUCUGCACCAAGUGCAGAACUCAUGGAGGUUCGGCGUUUAUUUUUAUCAGAUAUGAUCAAGCUUUUCAGUAAUAGCCGUGAAAAUAGAAGGUGCUUACUUCAGUGUUCAGUAUGGCAAGAUUGGAUGUUUUCUUUGGGAUAUAUUAAUCCUAAGAACUCUGAAGAACAAAAAAUUACUGAGAUGGUGUAUAACAUCUUUCGUAUUCUUUUAUAUCAUGCAAUAAAAUACGAAUGGGGAGGAUGGAGGGUCUGGGUUGAUACACUUUCCAUAGCCCAUUCAAAGGUUACCUAUGAAGCUCACAAGGAGUACCUAGCAAAAAUGUAUGAGGAAUACCAAAGACAGGAAGAGGAGAAUAUCAAGAAGGGGAAAAAAGGGAAUGUGAGUACUAUCUCAGGCCUUUCAUCUCAGACAACUGGAGCAAAAGGUGCAAUGGAGAUUCGUGAAAUUGAAGAUCUUUCGCAAAGCCAAAGUCCAGAAAGUGAAACAGACUACCCAGUCAGCACAGAUUCCAGAGAUUUACUCAUUGCAACAAAAGUAUGUGAUGAUGUGCUUGGAAAUGCAGAUAGACCUGGGAGUGGUGUACAUGUAGAGGUUCACGAUCUGUUAGUUGAUAUAAAAGCAGAAAAGGUGGAAGCCACAGAAGUAAAGUUGGAUGAUAUGGAUCUGUCACCAGAGACUUUGGUAACCAGAGAAAAUGGAACCCUUGUGGAAGUAGAAUCUUUAUUAGACAAUGUAUAUAGUGCUGCAGUUGAAAAACUUCAGAACAAUGUUCAUGGGAGUGUUGGCAUAAUUAAGAAAAGUGAAGAGAAGGACAACGGUCCCUUAAUUACACUUGCUGAUGAUAAAGAUGAACCUCCUCAUAACAGCACCUCAUUUCUCUUUGAUAAAAUAUCUAGUCAAGAAGAGAAGCUGCUCCCUGAAUUGUCUAGCAAUCACAUUACUAUUGCCAAUAUUCAAGAGACUCAAAUUCAUCUUGGUGUGAAUAAUGACCUUGGGCUUCUUUCUCAUAUGUCUAGUAGUACUGAUAUAGCAUGUAGUUCAAGCAUAAUAGAAGACAAGGAAUUUAAAAUUCAUACUUCUGUUGAUGCAAUUGAUUCACUAUCUGAAAGAGACUUGGCUUCAUCCUCUAAAGGAUUAGAAUAUACUGAAAUGGCAGCUACAACUCUUGAAACUGAGUCUUCUGGGAAAACUGUAUCAAAUGUAGAUGGAGGGAGUAUCAUAUCAGAUACCGAAAGAUCUGAUGAUGGAAAAGAAGUAGGGAAGGAAAUAAGAAAAAUACAGACAACGACCACAACCCAAGCUGUGCAAGGUCGUUCUAUUACACAACAAGAUAGAGACUUGCGUGUUGACUUGGGAUUUCGAGGAAUGCCAAUGACAGAAGAACAGAGGCGACAAUUCAGCCCAGGUCCACGAACAACAAUGUUCCGUAUUCCAGAAUUUAAAUGGUCCCCCAUGCACCAAAGAUUACUGACUGAUCUACUAUUUGCUUUAGAAACUGAUGUGCAUGUUUGGAGGAGUCAUUCCACAAAAUCAGUUAUGGACUUUGUCAAUAGUAAUGAAAAUAUUAUUUUUGUACAUAAUACAAUCCACCUCAUUUCUCAAAUGGUAGACAAUAUUAUUAUUGCUUGUGGAGGAAUUCUGCCACUGUUGUCUGCUGCAACAUCCCCAACUGGUUCUAAGACGGAAUUGGAGAAUAUAGAAGUAACUCAGGGUAUGUCAGCGGAGACAGCAGUAACUUUUCUCAGCCGGUUGAUGGCUAUGGUUGAUGUACUAGUAUUUGCCAGUUCACUAAAUUUUAGUGAAAUUGAAGCUGAAAAAAAUAUGUCUUCUGGAGGUUUAAUGCGACAGUGUCUAAGGCUUGUUUGUUGUGUUGCUGUGAGAAACUGUUUGGAAUGUCGACAAAGACAAAGAGAGAAAGUAAACAAAUCUUCACUAAUCUGCAGUAAAACACAAGAGACUCUUCAGGGCAUAAGUGCAACUACUACUACCAAGACUCCAUUGGAAAAUGUUCCUGGUAACCUAUCUCCAAUUAAGGAUCCAGAUAGGCUUCUUCAAGAUGUUGAUAUUAAUCGACUGCGAGCAGUUGUAUUUCGUGAUGUGGAUGAUAGCAAACAGGCACAAUUUUUAGCUUUGGCUGUGGUUUACUUCAUUUCUGUUUUAAUGGUCUCCAAAUAUCGGGAUAUUCUUGAACCACAACGAGAAACUGCAAGGUCUGGAAGCCAGGCAGGUAGAAAUAUCAGGCAAGAAAUAAAUUCACCAACAAGUACAGUUGUGGUUAUACCAUCUAUCCCACACCCAAGUUUGAACCAUGGAUUCCUUGCCAAGUUAAUACCUGAACAGAGUUUUACUCACUCAUUUUAUAAAGAAACUCCUGUUGUAUUUCCAGACAAUAUCAAAGAAAAAGAAACUCCAACACCAAUUGAAGAUAUUCCAUUGGAAAGCUCUAUUCCUCACACUGACUCUGGAAUUGAAGAGGAACAAAUACCCAGUAUUUUAAAUGGGACAGAUUUAGAAACAAGCCCUGGUCCAGAUGCUAUGAGUGAAUUGCUAUCUACUUUGUCAUCUGAGGUGAAGAAAUCUCAGGAAAGUUUAACGGAGAGUCCCAAUGAAAUUCUGAAGCCUGCAUCUUCAAUAUCAAGUAUUAGCCAAAGCAAAGGUAUUAAUGUUAAAGAAAUUUUGAAAAGUCUGGUAGCAGCACCGGUUGAAAUUCCAGAAUGUGGACCUGAUCCGAUUCCUUAUCCUGAUCCUGCACUGAAAAGAGAAGCUCAGCCUAUUCUUCCAAUGCAGUUUCAUUCUUUUGACAGAAGUGUUGUAGUUCCAGUGAAAAAACCUCCCCCUGGAAGUCUAGCAGUCACCACAGUUGGAACUACCACAGCUGGAAGUGGACUACCACCAAGCAGUACGCCAAAUAUAUUUGCUGCCACAGGAGCUACCCCAAAAAGUAUGAUAAAUACAACAGGUGCAGUAGAUUCAGGAUCUUCAUCAUCAUCGUCAUCAUCUAGCUUUGUGAAUGGUGCUACUAGUAAGAAUCUCCCUGCUGUUCAAACUGUUGCACCAAUGCCAGAGGAUACAGCUGAAAACAUGAGCAUAACCACGAAACUUGAAAGAGCUUUGGAAAAAGUGGCUCCUCUUCUUCGGGAAAUCUUUGUGGAUUUUGCCCCAUUCCUAUCCCGCACUUUGUUGGGCAGUCAUGGGCAAGAGCUCCUAAUAGAAGGACUGGUUUGCAUGAAAUCAAGCACCUCAGUGGUUGAACUUGUUAUGCUUCUUUGUUCACAAGAAUGGCAAAAUUCUAUUCAGAAGAAUGCUGGACUUGCUUUUAUUGAGCUCAUCAAUGAAGGAAGAUUAUUGUGUCAUGCAAUGAAGGAUCACAUUGUAAGAGUUGCAAAUGAAGCAGAGUUUAUUUUGAACAGACAAAGAGCUGAAGAUGUACACAAACAUGCAGAAUUUGAGUCUCAAUGUGCCCAAUAUGCUGCUGAUAGAAGAGAAGAGGAGAAGAUGUGUGAUCACCUUAUCAGUGCAGCCAAGCAUCGUGAUCAUGUUACCGCAAAUCAGCUGAAGCAGAAAAUACUGAAUAUUCUUACAAAUAAGCAUGGUGCUUGGGGAGCUGUUUCAUAUAGCCAACUGCAUGAUUUUUGGCGCUUAGAUUACUGGGAAGAUGAUCUUCGCCGGCGGAGGCGGUUUGUUCGCAAUGCUUUUGGUUCCACCCAUUCUGAUGCGUUGCUCAAAGCUGCUGGAGAAUAUGGAACUGAAGAAGAUGUGGUAAAAUCAAAGAAAACCUUUCGAAGUCAAGCUGUUGUCAACCAAAAUGCUGAAACUGAACUCAUGCUAGAAGGGGAUGAUGAUGCUGUCAGUCUGUUACAAGAGAAGGAGAUUGAUAAUCUUGCAGGGCCCGUGGUCCUCAGCACACCGGCGCAGCUUAUAGCCCCAGUGGUAGUGGCCAAGGGGACGCUCUCCAUUACCACCACCGAAAUCUACUUCGAGGUGGACGAGGAUGAUUCGGCCUUCAAGAAAAUCGACCCAAAAGUCCUUGCUUAUACAGAAGGCCUUCAUGGAAAAUGGAUGUUCAGUGAAAUUCGAGCGGUUUUCUCAAGACGUUACCUUCUUCAGAAUACGGCCUUGGAAGUAUUCAUGGCAAACAGAACUUCUGUAAUGUUUAAUUUUCCUGAUCAAGCAACAGUGAAAAAAGUUGUAUACAGCUUACCUCGUGUUGGAGUGGGAACCAGCUAUGGCUUACCACAAGCAAGACGAAUUUCUCUGGCUACUCCUCGUCAACUCUAUAAAUCUUCCAAUAUGACUCAGCGGUGGCAGAGAAGGGAGAUUUCAAAUUUUGAAUACCUGAUGUUUCUCAAUACUAUAGCUGGGCGUACUUACAAUGAUCUCAAUCAGUAUCCUGUGUUUCCAUGGGUACUAACAAAUUAUGAAUCGGAGGAGUUAGAUCUAACCUUGCCAGGAAACUUCAGAGAUCUAUCAAAGCCCAUUGGUGCUUUAAAUCCAAAGAGAGCUGUCUUUUAUGCAGAACGCUAUGAGACAUGGGAAAAUGAUCAAACUCCACCUUAUCAUUAUAACACUCAUUAUUCUACAUCUACAUGUACAUUAGCCUGGCUUGUUCGCAUUGAGCCUUUUACAACUUUCUUCCUCAAUGCAAAUGAUGGUAAAUUUGAUCAUCCAGAUCGAACUUUUUCUUCAGUGGCAAGAUCAUGGAGAAAUAGCCAACGAGACACUUCAGAUGUCAAAGAACUAAUUCCAGAGUUUUACUAUCUGCCAGAAAUGUUUGUCAACAGUAAUGGAUAUAAUUUUGGAGCCAGGGAAGAUGAAAUUAUUGUGAAUGAUGUUGAGCUUCCCCCUUGGGCCAAGAAGCCUGAAGACUUUGUCCGCAUCAAUCGAAUGGCUCUGGAAAGUGAAUUUGUAUCUUGUCAGCUUCACCAGUGGAUUGAUCUCAUAUUUGGCUAUAAGCAACGAGGGCCAGAAGCAGUGCGGGCACUUAAUGUUUUCCAUUACUUGACAUAUGAAGGUUCCAUAAACCUUGACAGUAUCACUGAUCCUGUUCUCAGAGAAGCCAUGGAGGCACAGAUACAGAACUUUGGACAGACGCCAUCUCAGUUGCUUAUCGAGCCACAUCCUCCUCGGAGCUCUGCUAUGCACCUGUGUUUCCUUCCACAGAGCCCACUUAUGUUUAAAGAUCAGAUGCAGCAAGAUGUUAUAAUGGUGCUCAAAUUUCCAUCAAAUUCUCCUGUCACACACGUGGCAGCCAAUACACUCCCACACCUUACAAUUCCUGCAGUGGUAACUGUGACCUGCAGCCGGCUUUUUGCAGUAAAUAGAUGGCACAACACAGUAGGCCUUAGGGGAGCGCCAGGAUAUUCUCUAGAUCAAGCUCAUCAUCUUCCUAUUGAAAUGGAUCCAUUGAUUGCCAAUAACUCUGGUGUGAAUAAACGGCAGAUCACAGACCUUGUGGAUCAAAGCAUUCAAAUCAAUGCUCAUUGCUUUGUGGUCACAGCAGAUAAUCGCUACAUUCUUAUCUGUGGUUUCUGGGACAAGAGCUUUCGAGUUUAUUCAACAGAAACAGGCAAACUAACACAGAUUGUAUUUGGCCAUUGGGAUGUAGUCACUUGUCUUGCCAGAUCAGAGUCUUAUAUUGGUGGGGACUGCUACAUUGUCUCUGGCUCUCGGGAUGCUACUUUGCUGUUGUGGUAUUGGAGUGGCCGACAUCAUAUCAUUGGUGACAAUCCAAACAGCAGUGACUAUCCUGCUCCCAGAGCUGUUCUAACUGGUCAUGAUCAUGAAGUUGUCUGCGUAUCAGUGUGUGCUGAGCUGGGACUUGUCAUAAGUGGUGCUAAAGAAGGACCUUGUCUGGUACACACAAUUACUGGAGAUUUGCUGAGAGCACUAGAAGGAACAGAAAAUUGUUUGUAUCCACGCCUAAUAUCUGUCUCUAGCGAAGGCCACUGUAUCAUCUAUUAUGAACGAGGAAGAUUCAGCAAUUUCAGCAUUAAUGGAAAACUUUUGGCCCAGAUGGAAAUCAAUGAUUCAACCAGGGCUAUCCUUCUGAGCAGUGAUGGGCAGAAUCUAGUUACAGGUGGUGAUAAUGGAGUAGUAGAAGUAUGGCAAGCUUGUGACUUCAAACAACUCUACAUUUAUCCUGGCUGUGAUGCUGGCAUUAGGGCAAUGGACCUAUCCCAUGAUCAGAGGACUCUAAUUACCGGCAUGGCAUCUGGUAGCAUUGUAGCUUUUAAUAUAGAUUUUAAUCGUUGGCAUUAUGAGCAUCAGAAUAGAUAUUAAACCAGAGUGAAGAACUGAAAGCAAAGAUUACACUGAGAGCACAAGUGCUACUGAAAGGUAUCUCUGGUGGAAAAAAGAAAUCUGCAUUGACCUCCGUUGUACAUUCCAUUACACCCAGCAAUAGCUGUACAUUGUAGUCAGCAACCAUUUUAUUUUGUGUGUUUUUUCACAACUGAACACCAGCUGCUGCAGAAGCGAGCUUGUAUCAUGUAAAUUAUAAUGACUUACUAGAUGUUUUGGUAAUUAUUUCAUAUACUUUUGUUUACUGAGAAAAGGUAGAAGAACACAUCACAAGAGACUUUUGAAUAUUCUGAGGAACUUGUGUCUGGCUAUUAUAUGGUUUGGGCCAUGACUCUAGCAUCCAUUUCCCAUUUCCUAGCCUCUUUUCAAGCUGAUCAAUUAAAAGGAAAAAAACCCUACGUUUGAUACUUUGUACAUCAGAUGCACAUCUUAACUUUAAAGGGAUAAUUUUGUAAAAGUAAAGCCUUGUAUAAAAAACAAAAACUGUUUCUUAAUUUUAUUGUGGAGUUACAACUUGCAUGUACUUUAAGCCUGAUGUCUGAAAACCACAUCCACAAGUUGAACUGAAAGCUGUCCAAGGCCCAGCUUGUAUUUAAAGAUUGAAAUGGGGUUCAAGCUGCAAUGGAGCCAUUGCCACUGAAACAUGGUCUGCAUAUUUCAGUCUAGAGCCACCCCUUCUAAAUGAAGUUUUGCUCAUUACAUGAAGCAUUUGGAUAUGAAGCCAUUGUUUGCCGUAGUUAUGCAUUUUUAAAAAAUAAUUUUCCCUUAAAAAUUAAUAAUGUGAUUGACAGACAGGAGCAUGGUUAAGAUGAUAUGCUACAGCGCUUUAUGAUUUCCACCAAAGCAAGAUUGCUAGACUUCUAGAUUCAUCACAUUUGGCAUACUAUACAUUGCAGGGAGAGAGCAACUAAGAUUUUUCUCUUAAAUUCUUUGGAAAUAAAGCUUGGUUAAAAGCAAAUUUAGCUUCAUUGGGGUUAUUCUUUUGAAUAUUUUUAAAACUCAUAUGUUUAACACACAUUUUACAUUGAAAGCACUCAUAUUUGACAGUACUGUAAUAAUGACUAUCAGAAUAAUUUUCUGCACAUACUUCAAAUCAUGUAACAUACCCAGGGGUAUAUACACUUUACUUCAUGUUUCUUCUUUGUAUAUUUGGUGACUGUAUUGUCAUAGAUGUACAUAUUGUGUCGGUAGGGCUAUGAGGCAUGUAACAGGAAUGUAAUUUUCUCAGACUUUACACUCACUCACAGUCAUUUAUUUAAAAAAAAACACAAGAUAAUGGAUUCUUUGUACUGGCACUUUGGCACCAGAAACUUAUUAUUUAUUGACGUGGUUCUUAUUUGUUACUCACCUUGUAUUAGUAAGUUUUAGCACUAAAUACCUUCUUCAUUGUUGUUUGUAUUAAUAAGAUUCUGAAAUCAUGGGGAAUCAAUGUAAUGAUUAAGUUAUUCAUCAUUGGUCUGUAAGCAAUAUCUUGAGUUUGUAGCUUAGAACUGGGAGAAUACUGAACAUCUGGAAGAUAAGUUCAUUUCAUCUCAAGAUCAUGGUGAAAUAUUUUGGCUAUAUAAAUUCCUUAAGCUAUUGUAACCAUGUUUUAUUGCAAAAAUGUAAAAUAUGCCAGAUGUGCGUGAGUUGGAAAUCAAAAAAGAAAAAUAAAAUAUGCAAAGAA